Messenger RNA from Cyanidioschyzon merolae strain 10D, 3087 nucleotides. Its product is annotated as sporulation-induced transcript 4-associated protein SAPLb. The transcript has a single exon. Lineage: Eukaryota; Rhodophyta; Bangiophyceae; Cyanidiales; Cyanidiaceae. The record is from RefSeq and is a predicted model, not a curated record. The coding region runs from base 1 to 3087 and encodes 1028 amino acids. Gene Ontology annotation, molecular function: protein phosphatase regulator activity; protein phosphatase binding.
AUGUUUUUUCGACCGCCGUAUCUAGGUUCGUCCCGCAUCGAUGAGAUUCUCGAUGAAGCCGAACGUGAAGGAAGGGUUGGGGAUCAGGAGCGUUCGAUUUUCCAUAGUUCGGAUCGGCAAGCGUCUCAGGAUAGGACAAGUCCGAGUGCUGGUGACGGGCGUGCGGCCUCAAGCCAGCGACAAGGCGACGUGUCUGAAGAGUCUGACGCAACGGCGUCUGGUGGAACCUCAGUCGACCCUGUACGGCAAUUCCAAGCGGAUGAACAGCAACAAUCGCGGAUUAGGCGUACAGUUCGGACGAUUCUCGCGGAAGACGACCUCAUUCCGGAGUGCAAGGCCAUGAACUUGCGUCUUUUCGAAUAUUUCUCGCAACCGACUGCGCUGCGCUCGCUCGUCCAGUUCGCAAUCGGUUGUGAUGAUGAUGAAGAACACAAGUACGCUGGCAUGGCUACGGAGGUUCUAUGCUCAGAUGUUGAGCGCCUCAACGAGGCCUUUAUCUCAAACGUGGAUGUUUUGGAAUUGUUCCUGGGCUUCGUGCGCCGCAAACCACCACUCGCGGCGGAUCUGGUGUCGAAUUUUGCAAAGAUCUUUCUCUGUAUGCUCCGAGCGAAAUCGGAAGAGUUGCUUUCCGCAGUCGAUGAGCACAAGUCAUGGUUCUUCUCGCAGGGCAUUUUACAACAUUUACAGCACUCUGCGCUCAGCAAUUUGAUUAUUGAGUUGCUGAUCCAGAACGAGAUCGUGAUCUCCCGCAAAGCCGUGCACAUAUACGCACAAGCUGAAUUGUUGAAACGCCUCGUGGAUCUGUUUGUCAAUGAAACAGAAUCGCCUGACGAUGAAACGCUCAGCAAUGUCAUGAGUAUCAUUGUUUCGCUCAGUGGGCGAGCGGUGCCGCUUGCCGAAGCCGCGGAUAUCUUCCACUCGGUUGGCGGCAUACCGGAUGAACUCGAGGGCGGAUCCAUCCUCGAGACCGCUGCAAGAGCGAAUCAGCAGCACCAGCUUCGAACGGCGGCGAGCGGGCAGACCUCGAUAUGCCCCGAUGAGCGCGACGAGUCGAGCGCCACGGCCAUGAACCAGGAACGCAAAGCGCUCAAAUCUCUGGACCUUUUGCGGCAACCGGAGCUUCUCGCGCGUUUGCUGAGCGCAUUUCGCCAGAGCGAUGCGCACCUGCUCUAUGGUCUAAGUAUGCUCACGGAGCUCGUGUCUAUUAAUAAGGAGCUUUCUCAUGAGUACGAAACAGUGCAGCACCACUGGGAACAGACGAGCUUGCGCCUAUCCACAGCCAAUGAACGACAAGAUGCGGACACAGCGCGAGCCCCGUUGUCUUUGCCAUCGUCGUCGUUGUUGCGUCCAUCGUCGGAAACGACUGCAUUUGCCAGCAGCGCCGAAGACAGCGACACGAGCAGCACGUCCUCAAGCGAACUGGGACGGACGCCUGCGGCCGCACACUCCAUACGAAGCAAGAUGGGAGAAUUUGAAACCGCUUUGCAGGCGCAUUUGCCGUAUCUGUUGUCGCGACUCGAGGAUGAUGCUGAAUCGGGGCAUUUCGGGGUGAUUCGAUUGAAGCUCGUCGAGUUUUUGAUUCAGAUGAUGCUGGAUGUAUCGCCGCAGCUUUGCAGCAGGCUUCUUGCGAUGGGAAUCCCUGCAACGCUGACUCGCUUGCUACGAGCCUACCCAUGGGUCUCCGUGUUCCAUCAUCUCUACCAUCGUGCGCUUCAGGAGACACUCCUUACACCCUUUCAAUCAUUCCUUCAAGCAGUUCAACCGGCGCUCGAUGAGGCAAAUCUGCAGGCUAUCGCGGAUGGUACCCUGAUCCCCGACCGUUUACGCGCAUGGUUUCUCGAGGCAAAUAUAGUCCAGAGUUUCGUGCAGCUCCAGCAGGUUGCGCUCAAUGCGGAAAGCGGCCGCAUAUCACCCGAAGAUAUGCGAGCGCUUGUGCGCGCUGUACCCCAACUCGAGUGUACGGAUCACGCGGCUCGAGCACCGCCUUCGCGCAUACGAGUGGCACUUUCCGCGCAUCUCGCGGAGAUGAUACUGGAAAUCUACGAGCAGGUGUUCGUUCCGCUCAGCAAAAUGACUGCCACAUGCACUUCGGGACAAGAGGACGCUGCGCUGGCAACCGGUGCCCCUGGCUGGCAACCAGCAACGACCAAAGAGGCAACGGCGGGAACAGCGACUGUCGUGCCGCUGCUCCAGCGCACGAAACGCUCGAAGGUACCGCUUCUGGCGUUCCUGUCUCCGCUUCUCGGGCUAGAUGAAGAGGGCGGCACGAUGCUGGCGGCUUGGGCUGCCCUCGAGGCGAUUGCUACCGGUCCCGUCUAUGCCGAGAAAUCCAAGCAGCACCGGCAGCUGGGUGGCCGUCGACCUAGCGGUCUCUCUUCGCACAGCCUGAGUGAAGAUCUCGCUCAGCUGCCGACACUCACGACCGACAACGCCACCUCUAUGGGCGAGGGCGACGACGAGGACGGUGACGUCGGCAUGAUAGGUGGUGUCGAAGACCGCCAGGAUGUGCUCGAAGAUCGCCGACGCCCGAGACUACAAGGCAGACCCCCGGAUGGUGCCGUCUUCCAGGAGGACGCGAGUUCGUUCGUGGAGCAGCAUGAUCGAAUGGAUCCACUGUUCGAGGAUAUGGACGAGGAUCGCGAUGAAUAUUUACCGGCACCACCGUUCAUAGAUAACGAACAGCAGCAAGCAUCCUGCGGCGCCAAGGAUGCGGGAACAGGGCCGAGUUCGGCACCGGAACUCAGCGUCGAUGACAUGAUGACGGGUCUCAGCGAAGGCGAGCAGGAGUCGCUCACGCACUUCACGGAUUAUCUGUCACAGCGCGCACGACGAACACCGGCAAACAGCAAUCAAAGUGGAGAGCGCUCUCAGCGAAAAGAUGCUCGGGAUAAUCAAGAAUACUCCGUAACGUCCGCCGGGGCGCUCGACCUCCCCACCGCAGCGUCUCGCAGUGGCGCUGUCGAACGCGAGUCAGCAUCGCAACCAGCGCCUAGGAACGCAUCCCAAUUGAAUGCCUUCAGGCAGAGUGAAGCACCCGAUAACGACUGGGUUGCAUUUGCUGAUGAUCAACACGAAUCUGGCGACUGA